CUUCAGGUAUAUAUUGCACGCCGGGACUCUGCUGCAACACUCACUCCACAAGAUCGAGAAUGGCAGUCAAGAUAAGCGUGGUGGUGGUGUUGUUGGGUGUGGCCUCCGCUGAGUUUGGGCUCCGACACCCAAAUGCAGUAUCACAUCUGGAACCCCACGUGACACGCAUUACCCCUCACCCCCUCAUCACGCCCUUCUCACAUGCUAGUUUUCCCUCCAUUGAUGGGCCACUGACCAAUGAGGGUCUCCUCCCACAUGUUAGUACAUCUUUGCCCCAUUCUAGGACCCAGCCACAUCCCCGACGUCUCCCUCAUUCUGGACCACUGUCCCAUGCUGGACCACUGUCUCAUGCUGGACCACUGUCCUAUGCUGGACUACUGUCCCAUGCUGGACCACUGUCCCAUGCUAGUCCACUGUCCCAUGCUAGUCCCAGGCCCCAUGCUAGUCCCAGGCCCCAUGCUAGUCCCAGGCCCCAUGCUAGUCCCAGGCCCCAUGCCCCAACUGGCUAUCACGCAGAACCUGCCUACCAAGACGCCUACCCCAGUUCACCUGCUAACUACAACUUCGACUACGAGGUCCACGACGAGUACUCUGGCGCCCACUACGGUCACGCUGAGACUCGUGACGGCUACAGAACUGAAGGAAGAUACUUUGUUCACCUGCCCGACGGCCGCAUCCAGACCGUGACUUACUACGCCGACGAGACGGGCUACCACCCCACCAUCACCUACGAGGGUGAGGCCAACUACCCAUCACACUCUGCCUAUGACGCCCCCAGACCGAUCCACCAUGCUGCCCUACCCCACACACCAGGGCCCGUGUACCACCGAUAGUGUCCAGGGGGAAUGUUUAUACUUGUCUACAGUAUCUGAAUAUAGUGUACAGUGCAAAAUAAAAAUGUAUCGAAUCAA
This is a messenger RNA of Homarus americanus (American lobster), 911 nucleotides long. RefSeq names its product cuticle protein 21-like. The record is from RefSeq and is a predicted model, not a curated record. Gene Ontology annotation, cellular component: extracellular matrix. The transcript is spliced from 3 exons. Lineage: Eukaryota; Metazoa; Arthropoda; Malacostraca; Decapoda; Nephropidae. The coding region runs from base 60 to 833 and encodes 257 amino acids.